Molecule: messenger RNA, 5039 nt
Organism: Jaculus jaculus (lesser Egyptian jerboa)
Lineage: Eukaryota; Metazoa; Chordata; Mammalia; Rodentia; Dipodidae
Gene: Plekhg2
Product: pleckstrin homology and RhoGEF domain containing G2
Exons: 19
Coding region: 725-4852 (1375 amino acids)
Molecular function (GO): guanyl-nucleotide exchange factor activity
Source: RefSeq, a predicted model, not a curated record
AACAGGAUGUGAGCCCCAGCGGCAACUGGAGGAGGGGGGAAGGGAAGGCCCCCCCAACUCCACCGCUGGGGCCCUUCUCUCCCCCUUCUCCUCCUCCCCGCUCCAGAUGUGGUGCCGCUCUCUCUCCGGAUCCUCGGGACACCCCUCCCGGAGCUUGAGCGGUGUAAGGUGUCGGGGGGAACCCAGCGCCCCCUCCUGGAAGCGGCCACCCCCCGCGGGACCCCUGGAGGCCGCGCCGCCCAGUCGAGAACUCAGCAUCCCGGACCGCACGUCCCAUGCACGGCUCUACGGACUUCAAGCCCAAGACCCGCGAGUUGGGAGCAACUCUAGUGGUGGUGGCGGGGAGGGGGGAUGUCCGUACCCCAAGCGUACCCCCACCAGUCUGUUCAGAGUCGCUGCGUCCACCACUUAAAAGGGGGGUUCCCUUCCCUCCGGCCCUAACCUAGAGGACUGAGGAUUUUGGGUCCCCAGCGCACACCCCUCCCUCCCUCGGAGACUGGAAAGAGCUUGAAGAGGGGGCGUCUUUCCAGCAUCUUCCACCCGGGAGACCCGGGACUCUGGACCCCCACUCUCCAAUACCCCCACGAUUCCGGUUCCUGGAGUCUCUACGGGAGCGCGGGCCGUGCGCCUUCCCCGAGGACCGCGUUAGGGUGGACCCGAACCGGGAUCCCCGAUCCGCGGCUGAAGGUGGCUCCCGGGGAGGUUGCUACUCUGCCAUUCAGCCAUGCCUGAGGGAGCCCGGGGACUCAGCCUGUCCAAACCCAGCCCCAGGCUCGGAUGUGGUCACGGAGGUGAAGCUUGUGACUGUGCAGCUGUGUGUGAGACUCGGACAGCAGCCCCAGCAGUCCCCACCAUGGCCUCUCCCCGAGGUUCUGGGAGCUCCACCUCCCUGAGCACAGUGGGCUCUGAGGGAGACCUCGUGCCAGGGCCUAGCCCAGCCUGCCCAGCCUCCAGGCCAGAGCCCCUGCCAGGGCCCCCUAUCAGCCUGCACCUCUCACCCGUGGGGAUCCCCGGUUCAGGAAAACCCUCGAGGCUGGAGCGAGUGGCCCGUGAAAUUGUGGAAACAGAGCGGGCCUAUGUGCGGGACCUGCGCAGCAUUGUGGAGGACUACCUGGGCCCUCUUCUGGAUGGUAGUGUCCUGGGGCUGAGUGUGGAACAAGUGGGCACACUGUUUGCCAAUAUUGAGGACAUCUAUGAGUUCAGCAGUGAGCUCCUGGAGGACCUGGAGGGCACCAGCAGCGCUGGGGGCAUCGCUGAGUGCUUCGUGCAAAGAAGCGAGGAUUUUGACAUCUACACAUUGUACUGCAUGAACUACCCGAGCUCCCUGGCCCUACUCCGGGAGUUGUCGCUGUCUCCGCCAGCUGCGCUGUGGCUACAGGAGCGCCAGGCGCAGCUCCGCCACUCCCUGCCCCUGCAGAGCUUCCUGCUGAAACCCGUUCAGCGCAUCCUCAAGUACCAUCUACUGCUGCAGGAACUGGGCAAGCACUGGGCAGAGGGUCCAGGUGCUGGAGGCCGGGAGAUGGUGGAGGAAGCCAUUGUGUCCAUGACUGCAGUGGCCUGGUACAUCAAUGACAUGAAGCGCAAGCAGGAGCACGCAGCACGUCUCCAGCAGGAAGUGCAACGGCGGCUGGGUGGCUGGACUGGCCCAGAGCUCAGUGCCUUUGGGGAGCUGGUGCUGGAAGGUGCCUUCCGAGGGGGCGGCCCCCGGCUCCGAGGGGGUGAGCGGCUGCUCUUCCUGUUCUCAAGGAUGUUACUUGUGGCCAAGCGGCGGGGACCAGAAUACACCUACAAGGGCCACAUCUUUUGCUGCAACCUGUGUGUGAGUGAGAACCCUCGGGACCCUCUAGGGUUCAAGGUUUCUGAUCUGACCAUUCCCAAGCACAGAUACCUGCUCCAGGCCAAGAACCAAGAAGAGAAGCGAUUGUGGAUUCACUGUCUCCAACGCCUCUUCUUUGAGAAUCAUCCUGCCUCUAUCCCUGCCAAGGCUAAGCAAGUUCUCUUGGAAAACAGCCUGCACUGUGCCCCAAAAAGCAAACCUAUUUCAGAGCCCCUGACACCCCUACUUGAGUCUCCCCGACCUCAGGACGCUAGAAGUUUCACCCCUGGUCGAAGGAGCACAGCUCCUUCUCCGGGACUCUCUGCUAGCCGCCGUGGCCGCAGGCAGUCUGAGCCAAUGAAAGACCCUUACGUUGUGAUUGCCCAGAAAGCUAAGCCUAAAGUUAAGCAUGCUGGCAGUGAAAGGGAACUCUACACGCCCUUGGAACCAGAGCCUCCUGUGUCAGCAUCUGGUCCCCCGGAAGACAUGGAGGAUGCCGGGCCUCCUACCCUGGACCCUUCUGGAACUUCCAUCACUGAGGAAAUCCUAGAACUGCUGAACCAGAGAGGCCUCCGAGAUCCAGGGUCAGCCACCCAUGACAGUCCCAAGUUCCCCAGAGAUGCCCAGGUGCCAGAUGACAGUGAAAGUCUCCCAUUCGAAGCCCUGCCCAGCCGAGAGUCUUCAGAAGAGGAGGAGGAGGAAGAGCUGGAGAUGGAUGAACGGGAGCCUUCCCCACUCCAUGUCUUAGAGGGACUCGAAAGUUCCAGUACAGCUGAAAUUCCCCACAUUCCCAGCCUUACCAAGAUUCCUGACCAGCCCAGCCUUCCCGAAAUUCCUGAGCCCCACCUUCCAAGUCUCUCUGACAUUCCCAGUGUUUUUGAGAUACCCUGUCUUCCAGCCAUGCCCAGUGUGCCUGACAUCCCCAGUCUUUCCAAUGCUCCCCCAUCGCUCCCCUGUGAUUCCAGACUCUGUGAACUGCCGGAACCAGCUGAGACUCUGUCUGCCAAGAGAGAACUGUUUUGUGGGAACAAUCCUGGGAAACUGGGAGAGCCUCUCUCGGGAAGCCGGACAAAGCAGGAGGAAGGAGAAGGGGUUUCGUUCCCAGCUCUGGAGUCCCAGGAUCUCACCCAAGCCCAAGGGUUUCCAGAUGAGCUGGAAUACCGCUCCUGUUCAGAAAUCCGGAGUGCCUGGCAGGCACUGGAACAGGGGCAGCUGGCCCGGCCCGGCUUCCCAGAGCCACUGCUGAUCUUGGAGGAUUCAGAUCUGGGUGGAGGCAGCGGGAGAGGGAAGGCAGGAGCCCCGCGUUCUGAGCGGGCUGCAUCCCGGGUGCGAGAACUGGCCCGGCUUUACAGUGAGCGCAUCCAGCAGAUGCAAAGGGCUGAAACUCGAGCAUCAGCCAAUGCUCCCCGGCGCCGACCACGGGUUCUGGCCCAACCCCAGCCGACCCCUUGUCCACCCCAGGAGGAAGCUGAGCCAGGUCCUCUGCCUGCUUUUGGACAUGUACUGGUUUGUGAGCUGGCCUUCCCACUGACCUGUGCCCAAGAGUCCGUCUCCCUGGGCCCUGCUACUCUGGUUCAAGCUGCCACACCCUUAUGUAAGAAGGGAGAUCACCUGGCUGGCCAGACUGCGAAUAUUUCAGAUUUGCAAGAGCACCAGGGCAGCUGCAAUUCUCCUGUCCCUCUGCCUGAGCAAGGAGACUUCUGGGACCUCCAGGCCCCACCCUCACCCCCUUUGCCAAAACAAGAGGACCCUCCAGAUGUCCACGUUCCAGAUGUUCCAGACAUUUGGACUUCGCCUGAUCAAGUUCACCUGCAAAGCCAAGCUCCAUCUUCCACUCCUUUGCCUGAGCACAGAAGCCACGUGGAAAUACAGGUUCCAGCCAUCUCCACCUGCCUUCCUGGUCAAAGAUGCCACACAGACCACCAAACUGCAGCCACAGCUUUGCCCAUGCUGGGAAACUGUGCUGAUGUCACGAUUUUAACCACCACCCCUUUGCCCAAGCAAAAAAGCCACACAAACAGCCAGAGAUCAGGCAGCACCUUAGAAACUGAGCAGAGAGUUGGCAGGGUCAGUGAAGACCCAGCUUCUGUCUGCAGCCAAGUCACCAGCCCUUUAACGAAGUGUGAAAGCAGCCUGGACCGCCAGACCCCAGCCACCACACUAUUGCCCUUGUCGUCUGUCCUCCCCCUGACUCAGGAUCCCGGUGCCUCACCUCUGCUUCCACAUGGAGAUCCGCUGGACUAUUUCAUCCCAGCCAGCACUCCAUCCUCUUUGUCCCAAGACCUUCCCGUACCAGCUGCCACACCCUUGCCCCAAUCACAAGGCCUUAUGGACACUGGAGUGGAAGCCCUCCCAUCUUUGUCCAAGCAAGACAGCCCCCCAGAUCCUCUGGAUUCGGAAGCUACGCCAGGACUCCAAGAGGCCAGCCUCCCAGGCACACAAGCCCCCAGACUCCUGCCUUUGUUGGGCCAACAGGACUCCACAAAUGUCCACAUUCCAGCCACCAUAUCUUUCCCUGACCAGGGGUGCUCUCAGGACCUUCAGGGCCUGGUAUCCUCCCCAGUUCAAACCACCAUGGUUUCAUCCAAGCCUGGAGGUGCCUUUGUCUCUCCUGUUGCCAGGUCAGAGUCUUCAGACUUGACUCCACGGUAUAGUCCCCCGCUCCCCACCCGCCAGCUGUUGGGCCCCAAUGCAGCUGCCCUUUCAAGAUACCUGGCAGCCUCUUAUAUCAGCCAGAGCCUGGCCCGGCGGCAGGGGCCUGUGGGAGAAAUCCCUGUCGCAUCCCGUGGCCCUUGGUCCUCCUCUGCCCCUACAUCUCGGGCACCGUCACCACCACCCCAGCCCCAGCCCCUACCAUCCCCAGCCCGGCGUCUUAGCUAUGCCACCACAGUCAAUAUCCAGGUGGGAGGUGGUGGGCGGCUGCAACCAGCCAAGGCCCAGGUCCGACUGAACCACCCUGCUCUUUUGACUUCCGCCCAAGAGCCUGUGGGCCUUCGCAGGGCCCAGGGGACUCCUGAUGCCCCUUUCCACAUGUGACCGUGUACAUUAAGCUUCCCAAACAGCAAGGACUUUUUAUCAGGUGCCGCCCACCCUCAACAUCAUCCAGAAUGCUAGAUGCAGGCCUAGAAAUGGCUGCAGCCCUCCAGCCCCUGGGGUCGGCCUCCAUGGACUGCAGAUGGGUAAAGAGGUUAUGGUUAUUUUGUUAAUUAAUAUUAUGAAACAA